Molecule: messenger RNA, 2195 nt
Organism: Dreissena polymorpha
Lineage: Eukaryota; Metazoa; Mollusca; Bivalvia; Myida; Dreissenidae
Product: potassium voltage-gated channel subfamily H member 7-like
Exons: 13
Coding region: 25-2175 (716 amino acids)
Biological process (GO): potassium ion transmembrane transport; membrane repolarization during action potential
Cellular component (GO): membrane
Molecular function (GO): inward rectifier potassium channel activity
Source: RefSeq, a predicted model, not a curated record
CUUUGUAUGCCUCUAUCUUGAACGAUGUUAGUGUAUUGUAGCCCGUUUAAGGCAGUGUGGGACUGGAUUGUACUGGUUUUAGUCUUGUACACGGCGGUGUUUACACCCUACCAGACCGCGUUUCUCCUGAACGAAGAAGACACCACCAUGCGGCGGAACCGUGAUUCCGGAACGCGCACGGAAAGUCCCCAGUCUUACCGAGCGAACCCACUCGUAAUCAUUGACUUGAUUGUCGACUUGAUGUUUAUAGCGGACAUUUUUAUCAACUUCCGGACCUCGUAUCUUCACAAUGGCGAGGUGGUGAUGAACCAGAGGCGUAUAGCGAUCAACUACCUCAAGGGCUGGUUCGUCAUUGACACCAUUGCCGCUCUUCCUUUCGAUCUGCUGCUCUUUGGGUCCGGCACAAGUGACACGAUGACGAUCGCGGGGAUCCUUAAGACGGCGCGUCUUCUGCGUCUGCUACGCGUCAUCCGGCGCAUAGAGCAGUUUGCUGAAUACGGAGCGGCGGUGUUGCUUCUCCUCAUGGUGACCUUCACCCUGGUCGGUCAUUGGCUCGCCUGCAUCUUCUACGCCAUCGCCUACUGGGAGCGGCCGCACCUGGAGUCCGCAAUAGGUUGGCUAGACAAGCUGGCGACCAAUAUCCACGAGCCGUACGUCGCAAACGUCACUGACAGCGGACCCAGCGUCAAGACGUAUUAUAUAACGGCGCUGUACUUUACGUUCACCUCCCUCACCAGUAUAGGAUUCGGCAACGUCUCCCCAAACACCAACGCUGAGAAGAUAUUCUCCAUUUUCGCCAUGCUGCUUGGCUCUCUUCUAAGCGCCGCCAUCUUUGGUAACGUUAGCUCGAUCAUGAUGAGAGUGUAUCAGGGGUCGGACGAAUACCACGAGAAAACCCAGAGCAUCAAAGAGUUUAUCAACUUUCACCAUCUUCCCAGAAACCUCGCUUCGCGUUUACAAGAGAGCUUCCAGCACACAUGGGCGUAUACCAAUGGCAUCGACAUGAACACAGUUUUAAAGAGUUUUCCGGAGUGUCUACAGGCGGAUAUAUGCCUUCAUCUGAACCGGAACCUGCUUAACAACUGCCCCGCCUUCCAGAGAGCCUCGGCAGGGUGCCUCCGCGCGCUGUCUCUGCAGUUCAAGACAACACACGCUCCUCCCGGGGACACGCUGAUCCACCCCGGGGAUAUCCUCACCGCCCUGUACUUCAUCGCCCGCGGGUCCCUCGAGAUCGUCACGGAGAACAAUGUCAUGGCAAUACUCGGUAAAGACGAUAUUUUCGGUGGGGAUGUUCAAGACCUGGCCAACAGCGGGAAGUCUCUGUACUUUGUUCGCGCCCUUACCUACUGCGAUAUCAAUAAGAUCGAACUGUCUGUGCUAAAGGAGACGCUUUACACGUACCCGGAGUUCGCACAGGAGUUUAUGGGAAAGAUACAGGUUACAUUCAAUCUGAAACGGGGUGUGUUGACGGAAACCCAACAGCAGACGAAGAUGGACGACGAAACACUUAAAUUUAUCCGUCAGAAGCGACCGCACAUGCAGUCAAAAGGCAGACGCCAUGUCUAUGACGCCGACCGCACGACCGGUAGAUCCGGCUUCCGUAGAAAAGCGCGCCAGCAAACGGCGCCUCCGUCGUCUGACCCGGUAGACGACCAAGCGUCUCGGGCGAUCGAAAUUUCACCGGAACAAGCGUCUAGUGAUAUCGGCGUAGAUUUCGUGGAUAGAAGCAAGCAAGUCUCGUCGUCUGCGUGUACUGCUGCCGAUAGUUCGAGACUCCGGAUCUACCAGAAAUCACCACCGCGCAGGCGCAAAAAAUACAACAAGUCAGUCAUAUCAGUGUCAGACGAAACCGGAUGUGUGAGUGCACCGGAACAGGAAAUGACAUCAGAAUAUUGGCAUAAUAUUGACCGGAAGCUGAAUGUUCUAUCAAUACGAAUGCAGAAGUUCGAAACCCAACUCUGUGAUACCGUUGACAAUAUACUGCUGUUACUCGGUCACGUGCCGUCAGUGCCUAGCAACAACGCCAACGUAACCACGUUACAUAGCACCAAACAUCUGGACGACCCCGUAGAUACGUCAGAUCUCCUUCACUCGGACGCUUAUUGUCCAAAUAAACGAGGAGCUAAAUUGAUAAAAUCGCAUAAGGAACUGAUAAGAAUUAUCGAGAGCAUAUAACUUUAAUAUUAUAUUUAAUA